GGAGGCCACACAGGACCAAGACCACCCCCUGCAGCCUCCAGCAGCCCUCGUCAUGGUCCAGCCGGCAGAGUCACCAGCUCGCUCGCCGCCGCUGCCACCACCCGCAGCUGCCCUGCUGCCACCGCCGCCGCCGCCGCCCGCAGCUGCCAUGCCGCCGCCGCCGCCGCCGCCGCCCCCGCUUGCAGCAACUAAAGCCCCCGCCCCAGAGGAACAGGAGGAGAUGCCCAGACCAGCCUUCCUCCCUCCCCCACCACCUGCUGACAGCGCUGAGCUGCUGCCUGAGUCCUGGCGGGCAGCUCUCACUGUAGAGCAGCAGCAGUGGAUCGGUCGGGUGCUGUUUUCCAGGGACAGCAGGGGGAGGUCUCGGCUCAUCACCGAGCUGAACCUCUGGCACCACCCGCCCCAAACCCGGCCGGUCUACAGCCAGCCUCCCGCGUCCCCCGACCCCUUCUUUGCAUGUCGGCUGUUUCUCUGGAUGCCGCACCGUAUCUGGCAUCUGCAGCUGACAUGCCCCCAGCCUUUGUGCACCGGGACCAUGACAAAGGCUGGGCUGUACAGGACCAUCCGGAGGGUCCUGGACAUCGACGGCUGGUAUCUCAUGGCCACGGAGUACCUGGAGUGCCGUCGGUGUAAGAAGAAGGUCGUGGGGUGGUCACAGGGCAUCAUAAGGCAGCUGUCCCCCACCUACAGCUGCCAGUUUCCAGCCAUACUUACGUACAGGCUGUCCUGUGACCUGAGGGUGGUUGCACAGCUGAGGUCCCGCACUCUGGGCAACGGUGCUAAUCGGCUGUUCAACACCCUGCGGGAGAACCACUCAAACGCCUGGAUGCGGAGAGCGAUCCAGUACCUCGGCGUGUGCGAGCAGUUCCUGGCCUUGUGCUCGGUGAGGGGGCGGUUUCCACCGCCGCCCCAGAUGCCCCCUCUGCCCUCACCCAUCUGGCUGCUGACGGUCUACAGCUACGACGUCCUGACGCGGCUGGAUGAGUACAAGGCCAGGAUCACGUCCACCUUCGGAUCCAUCUUGAAGAUGGAUUCCACCAAGAAGGUGACGAAGAAGCUCGCAGGUACCGCCUCUGACACGGCCGCCUGGGCUACUAACGUCGGCAACGAGUACGGGCAGGUCCUCAUGAGCGUCCUCACCUGCUCCGAGAGCUCCGAGGGCCUGUCCGGGAUGGCGGCCGGUUUGAUGAGGCGGUACCAACUCGCCGGGGUACCCCCCCCCCAGCUGAUCUACGUGGACCGCGACUGCUGCAGUAGAGACGGCGUGUCGAAGACGGCUGCCUUGUUUCCGGAGUGGGGACAGCUCGUGGUGAGACUGGACAUCUGGCACCUGAUGCGACGCUUCGCAUCAGGUGUCACCACAGAAACCCACGAGCUGUACCCCCCCUUCAUGAGGCAGCUGUCUCACUGCAUCUUCGAGGUGGACCCCAGAGAUGCCCGCCGUCUCAUCGAAGCUAAGCGGUCCCAGCUGGAGGGGAGGCACGGGACGGUUGCGCCGACCGACGCCGAGGUGAUCAAGAGGAUCACAAAGAAGGAGUGGAGGCUCCACUGCCGUCGCCGGACGCGUGGGCCCGAGGAGUCGACACUCCUCAUCCAGGACCUCCUCGACACCUUCGGCGGACCGGCGGGGCGCAACACCCUGGACGUCCCGUUGCUGAACGCUCUCCGCAUCCAGGACAUCUGGAGUACGCAGAGGGCCCACCUCAGCUGCAUUCAGGACCCACCGGGUGUACAGCUCUACACCCAGACCGGCAGGCUGACAAAGGGCGGAGUCAGCCUGCCGGUCUAUCGCUGCGCGAGGGGCUCCACGUCUUUGGAGUCCUUCCACCUCCACCUCAACCGGUUCAUCCCAGGGACCCGCGCGAGUGCAAAGCACUUCCAGGCGUUCCUGGUUGAUGGACUGGCGAGGUGGAACGAGGACCGCGCAGCAGCGGCAGCAGCAGCAGCUGAGGUACAGGAGGGUCCUCUGCACUCCUACAGUGGCCACCUCAAGCACGUCCUUAACCAGAAGAGCCAAAGGGUGCUUGGCCUUCAGAUGGUUAAGGACUUCACCAAGCCUGCUGAGUACACAGGGGAGCUCAUCGGGGUGGAGUACCUGUACCAGCAGACAGGCAGAGUGCUUGAGGAUGUCAGCUUGGACCCUGACACUCCGGACGAGGCUGAUGCCGUCGAGUCGCUGGAGGAGGAGGAGGAGGAGGACGAGGGUAUCGGGGAGGACGUCGAGGACCCCACCGUCUUCGAGCCCGAUGCCCCCUCCACCGGCACGGCGGCGGCAGCAGCCCGGUCAGGCGAUCCAGCUGACGCACCCAGGUCUGAGCCAUCCGGUCCAGCCGCCCCUGACCAAAAUGCCCCUCCCGAGGCCCCAGAGGUUCAGGCUCCUGCUUCCCAGCAGCCCUCCUCAGACACCGAGGAGGAGAAUGUCACGGGUCCUGACGGCCAGCCGGGAUAUGAGCGUGUCCUGAAGCUGGCCCGGGCCCUGGUGGAAACACGGAGCCUUCUGGGGCUUUCUGACAGAAGGGUAGACCGACUCAUCCUGCUCUGGAAUCGCCUGCCAGAGCAGGACAAACAGCGGGUCGUCUACCCUCCCAGAUACCGGGAGAGGCAGCCUAAGGGGCGGUUCAAGGCAGCGAAGGGGAAGAGCCCCGCCUUUCCUGGCAAGGAGAGUGUGGAACGCUGUCUUCUUGGACCGUACUCGGGCCCUGCAACUUGGCCCAGCACCAGCCGCCUGGUGGAGGCCAUUUGCAGCCAGCUCUGCCAGCUCCACCCGGCGGCCACGCGGUUCGGGGGGGUCACGAGGACCCGCUGGUCCCUCGUCCUCGCGGACUACGUGGCCAUCAGAGAGGCAGUGCUGGCAAGCUCGAGGAUGAUGGCUCAGACUGAAAUCCAGCUGUUUGAGCUGAAUCAGAGGACCCUGUCCCAGUGGUUCUCUCGGCGCCAGAAAGACGCGGGGAGGGACAAGCUGCUGCAGGGAACUGGCGUCGUCCCUGCAGUAGCUAUCGCCGUCCAGCCUCUCCCUCCAGCUAAAGGGCUGUCCUCUGUACAGGUGGGACAAGGACAGCCCUUCAGCUUCAAUGUCCCCGAGGACCAGCCAGGACCCUCGCAUCAGGGUCCCGCUCCUCCCCCUCAUCCAGAAGAGGAGCAGCCAGGACCCUCGCAUCAGGGUCCCCGUCCUCCCCCUCAUCCAGAUGAGGAGCAGCCAGGACCCUCAUCUGCUGGCCAGCCUCCUCUUCCUGUACCAAAAAAACUGUCCCGGUCCACUAUGUACAGGAAGAGGAAGGCGGCCGAAGCCGCUGGAGGGCCGCCGCCACCCGGGAGCAAAAUCCGCCGGCCGACUGCGCAGUACACCUGCAGCAAGUGUGGCCAGCCCAGGACGCUCGACACCGGCCACACUCGCAUUGGAGGAGUCGCGUACUGCGCAUUGACCGGCGGAAAAACUGUGGAGGAAUGGAGGGAGGAAAUGAGGACACGGGGGGGAGACCAGGGCGGGGACUGAGGGACAUUUGAGAUGCAGCUCAGCACUGUGGGUCAACAGGAAGAGGAACACCAGAGAAAAAGCCAUGCUGUGAUUUGGAAUAAAAAACUUUUGACUUUUGCUCUAGGUCUCUAGUU
Sebastes umbrosus (honeycomb rockfish) is the source of this 3609-nucleotide messenger RNA. RefSeq lists its product as uncharacterized. NCBI's taxonomy places the organism in Eukaryota, Metazoa, Chordata, Actinopteri, Perciformes, Sebastidae. The record is from RefSeq and is a predicted model, not a curated record. The transcript is spliced from 10 exons. The coding region runs from base 53 to 3493 and encodes 1146 amino acids.